This is a messenger RNA of Hipposideros armiger (great roundleaf bat), 5001 nucleotides long. It is a transcript of the gene CEP120, whose product is annotated as centrosomal protein 120. Gene Ontology annotation, cellular component: centrosome. Gene Ontology annotation, biological process: positive regulation of centriole elongation; interkinetic nuclear migration. NCBI's taxonomy places the organism in Eukaryota, Metazoa, Chordata, Mammalia, Chiroptera, Hipposideridae. The transcript is spliced from 20 exons. Bases 416 to 3373 code for a protein of 985 amino acids. The record is from RefSeq and is a predicted model, not a curated record.
CCUCCAGCCUCCCGGGGCCGCUAGGCCUGUGGGCCUGGUUGCUAGGCGGAAGCGGGGCGCGGCGGUGGCCGCUGCGGCUGCCGGGGCGUUUGAAAAAGCGGCUGCGCCGGCGGCAAAAGGUCCUCAGGCGGCGGGCUCGCCUGUACCUGCAGACGGGCCGGGCCGGGUGGCACAGCGAUUUUUGCCUGGAGUCCGGGCAGGGUUAGGAGCUGGGCUGGCGGCCGGUGGCAAGGGAGCCGGGCGCGCUGCAGGAGGCAGCAGGACCGGGCCGCUGAGCUGGGUCCGGACGUCAGGGGCCGGGAGCGGGCGGCGGGAGCCCCGCCGGCAGCCCCGCCGGGGGUCACGGGCUACCCGACACUCACCCGGGUCCCUCUUUCCCCCAGCAGACCCCGCCUGCGGGCCGCAGACCGCAACCAUGGUCUCCAAGUCCGACCAACUGCUCAUCGUCGUGUCCAUCCUAGAAGGUCGCCAUUUCCCCAAACGUCCAAAGCAUAUGCUUAUAGUAGAAGCAAAGUUUGAUGGAGAACAGUUGGCUACUGAUCCUGUGGACCAUACUAACCAGCCAGAAUUUGCCACGGAGUUAGCCUGGGAAAUCGACCGGAAAGCACUCCAUCAACAUAGGCUACAACGUACUCCUAUCAAACUCCAGUGUUUUGCCUUGGAUCCUGUGUCUUCAGCCAAGGAAACUAUAGGUUACAUUCUUCUAGACUUAAGAGCUGCUCAAGAGACAAAGCAGGCACCAAAAUGGUACCCGUUACUGAGUAACAAAUACACCAAGUUCAAGUCUGAGAUACAGAUAAGCAUUGCUUUGGAAACAGAUUCAAAGGCACCAGUGGAUAGUUUUAAAGCGAAGGGAGCUCCUCCUCGAGAUGGAAAAGUGCCUGCCGGCCUAUCUGGACUUGACCCUAAGGACGUUGUGGCCGUGCUGAAUGAGGAGGGAGGCUACCAUCAGAUUGGACCAGCAGACCGUUGUACCGACUUCUUCAUCAUGUCAGUGACCAUAGCAUUCGCCACCCAGUUGGAGCAGUUAAUUCCAUGUUCCAUGAAACUUCCAGAAAGACAGCCUGAGUUUUUCUUUUACUAUUGUUUACUGGGAAAUGAUGUUACAAAUGAACCCUUCAAUGAUUUGAUCAACCCAAACUUUGAGCCAGAGAAAGCAUCUGUUCGAAUACGUAGCAAUGUAGAAAUUCUUCGUGUUUACCUGGCCCUUCAGUCUAAACUACAGAUCCAUCUCUGCUGUGGAGACCAGUCACUUGGAAGUACAGAAAUACCUUUAACUGGAUUACUGAAAAAGGGCAGUUCAGAAAUCAGCCAGCGCCCUGUCACAGUUGAGGGUGCUUUUAUCCUUGACCCUCCAAACCGAGCCAAACAAAAGCUUGCCCCUAUUCCUGUGGAGCUAGCCCCAACUGUGGGAGUGUCUGUGGCUCUGCAGCGAGAAGGCGUGGACACCCAGUCUUUAGUUGAAUUAAAGACCCAGAAUGAACAUGAGCCACAGCAUUCAAAGAAGAGUUCUUUAACCCCCAUAAAGGAGAAACUUACUGAGCCAGAAUCGCCCAGCGUGUCCCCUCUUCCGCCUCACAACCAGUCACCUCCAACAAAAGAAGAUGCAACAGAAAGUGAAGUGGAGAGCUUACAGUAUGAUAAGGACACAAAACCAAAUCCAAAGGCCAUCAGUUCUGCACCUGCUUCAGUGGCCCAGCCAGUGAUUAUAGCCAACGCUUCAGAAACAGCUUCAGGACAGAAAAUCGCUGUUCCAGCAACAUCACACCAUUUUUGCUUUUCAAUCGACUUAAGGAGUGUCCAUGACUUGGAAGUCAGUUUUCCAGUCAACUGUAUAUUAAGGUACUCAUAUCCAUUCUUUGGAAGCGCAGCUCCUAUUAUGACAAAUCCCCCUGUAGAAGUUCGGAAAAACAUGGAAGUUUUUCUUCCCCAAUCCUACUGUGCUUUUGAUUUUGCAACUAUGCCUUAUCAGCUGCAAGAUACUUUCUUAAGGAUUCCAUUGCUGAUUGAAUUAUGGCACAAGGAUAAAAUGAGUAAAGAUUUACUCCUGGGAAUCGCCAGAAUCCAGCUUUCUAACAUCUUGUCUUCAGAAAAAACUCGCUUUUUAGGUUCUAAUGGUGAACAGUGUUGGCGUCAGACGUACAGUGAAAGCGUGCCCAUUAUAGCAGCACAAGGGUCAAAUAAUAGGAUAAUAGAUCUUUCUUACACAAUAACUCUAGAAGAUUACGGACUAGUAAAAAUGCGUGAGAUUUUUGUCUCUGAUUCAUCUCAGGGUUUAUCUGCUGUACAACAGAAGCCAUCUUCUCUUCCUCCAGCACCUUGUUCUUCAGAAAUCCAGCCAGAAUCUCGUGAAGCCUUAGAAUACAAAGCAGCAGUUGAGCUAGAAAUGUGGAAAGAGAUGCAGGAAGACAUUUUUGAAAAUCAGCUAAAGCAGAAAGAACUGGCUCAUAUGCAAGCUCUUGCAGAGGAAUGGAAGAAAAGGGAUCGAGAGAGAGAAUCACUAGUACAGAAAAAGGUGGCUGAAUAUACUAUUUUAGAAGGAAAACUUCAAAAAACCCUAAUUGAUUUAGAGAAACGAGAGCAACAGCUUGUCAUUACAGAAGCAGAGCUUCAAAGAGAAAGAAAGGAACUGAAAUCAGAACGUGAACGGAACCUGCAAGAACUUCAGGACUGUAUCCGUAGGGCCAAGGAAGAUGGUGUUCACCAAGUAGAACUGGAAAGGCUAAAGAUCAAGCAGCUAGAAGAGGAGAAACACCGACUUCAGCAGCAGCUUAAAGAUGCUGAAAAUAAGUAUAAGAUUUUGGAAAAAGAGUUUCAUCAGUUCAAGGAUCAGCAAAGCAACAAACCAGAAAUCCGUCUACAGUCAGAAAUAAAUCUUCUCACCUUGGAAAAGGUUGAACUUGAAAGAAAGUUGGAAUCUGCAACUAAGUCUAAACUGCAUUACAAGCAGCAAUGGGGACGAGCUUUGAAAGAACUUGCCAGACUUAAACAGCGGGAGCAAGAAAGUCAAAUGGCUCGUCUUAAGAAACAGCAAGAGGAACUGGAACAGAUGAGACUACGUUACCUGGCUUCUGAGGAAAAAGAUACAGUAAAAACUGAGCGACAAGAAUUGUUGGAUAUAAGAAAUGAAUUGAACAGGUUAAGGCAACAGGAACAAAAACAGUACCCGGAUUCCAGAGAAAUUGCAAGUGGGAAAAUGGACAGUCCACAUGGCAAUGCCGGGGAAGAAGGUUUGGAUGAUUAUUUGACUCGCCUAAUAGAAGAAAGGGAUACUUUGAUGAGGACGGGUGUGUACAAUCAUGAGGAUCGAAUAAUAAGUGAACUUGACCGACAGAUCAGAGAGGUUUUGGCAAAGAGCAGUGCCAGUAAUUAAUAACAUUUGGAAAAUCUUUACAGAUUCCAGGUCUGAAUUUUAAUUUCAUUGUAAAACUGUCAAAGGAAGGGAAAAAUGGAUGUUUUAAGGUCCAAUUUUCGAUUUUUUUAUAAGCACAAUUUUAUAUGCUCUUGUAUAGUAUUUAUUUGAUUUUAUUUACUUUAUGCUACCUCUCCCAUUCUCGUUUUAUUUGUAAUUGCAUUUUAUAUACUCAUUUUAAAUGACUUUUCUGUGUUUCUUGUAAUUUAUAAUUUCGUGGCCAACUUUCAUAACAUCUUUUCACUAAAUUUGUUCUAGGAGAAAUGACUGCAGUAAUUUCAAGUUAUAUAACUUUUCACAUUGAGCCAAAAGACUAUACGUUGCACUUUAAAAACAUGUGUCCUGUUCAUUUGAAAUACAGAUCUUAAAAGUUUAGACUAAUUGUAAACAUAACCAGUUCUACUUAACUCAUUUUAGAUGUUCUGUCUUUUUAACUUACAACAUUUACAAGUGACAAGUUUGAAAACCUAAAGCCAGGAUCAAUGCAGAGAAGCCAUAUGAUAUUAUUGCAUGACAAAUUAGUUGUUUAUUUAAAUAAAGUUAAUACAUAUUAAACUUGUUUCAAAAACUAUUGCCUUUUCAAAUUUUCACUGUACUCUGAAAUUUAAGACUAUGAAGUAAUAACAUUAUUAAUAAGGUCUUCCUUGUCUGUCUCCUGCUCAAGAUUACACUGUUUUCUUUUGUUGACAAUAGAGAUUUCUUUUUAUUUCCAGUAAUAGUAAGACUAGUCACCUCUAUAAUAACAUGGAAACAGACACUUAAAGACUUUAGGUGAAAAAGUAGAAUGGGAAACUUUUUUUCUCCCUCUAAUCUUAACCAGUCUCUUAAAAAAGUACAUGAGAUUAUGCCAUUGGAUUGAUGAAGUGCCAUGUCUGUACCAACUUUUUAGAAUCACUUUACAUCAUAUCUUCAGAGCCAACGUUUGCCCUCAAAGCAACACCUUCCACGUCCUUUUACAGGGUACAGAAAAGGCUUAUUAGAAAAUUUACAGAUUUAGGUGAGUCUUAAAAUACAUGUAGUUUGAAAUUUGAUUCCCAAAUAUCGUAAAUUGAAGCAUAUACUUUAGGGAAUAUAUAUUCUAUUUACUGAUAACUUCCAUAAAAGCAGAAUAGGCUAUUUGGUAACUUAAUUUUUUGUUUUCCAAGAAGGUAUAUUUCUUGUUUGGGAAAUUACAGUCCGUACAUGCAUUAUAUGUUUGUUUGUUUUUCCUUAUUAACAAAGUAUUAAUCUAAAAACAACCCGGCAAGUAAAUAACAAAUUACUGAAUGAGAGAAUAAUGAGUAUAUGAAUCAAAGCAGGAAUUUGAAAUAUUAAUUAUGGUUAGACAUUUUCACUCACUGAUUUUUGUGCCACAUGAAUGGAACAGAAGAAGUAUUUUUAUUUGGGGAGGUCUUGGGUAAAAUAUGGUGACACUGUGCCUUCCAUUGCACUGUGUGCUGUGUGUGACUGUUUUCAAACACUAGAGGGGGCCUUAGAUUUAAAGAAACAGAACUUUUCUAAAAUGGAUGUGUGGUUUAUUUUGCCUUCUGUAAAGCAAUCUUUUGGCUAUGUAUUUUAACAAAUAAAAUCAUAAUUGUAUGCAUCUUUGA